This is a messenger RNA of Daucus carota subsp. sativus, 1971 nucleotides long. RefSeq names its product E3 ubiquitin protein ligase DRIP2. Lineage: Eukaryota; Viridiplantae; Streptophyta; Magnoliopsida; Apiales; Apiaceae. The record is from RefSeq and is a predicted model, not a curated record. The transcript has 8 exons. Gene Ontology annotation, molecular function: ubiquitin-protein transferase activity. Bases 149 to 1498 code for a protein of 449 amino acids.
CCAUGCUUAGUAUAUACAUCCCAAUUCAAUUCAUGUCGCUUCUCUAAUCCCCCAUCACCUCUUCAACCCCUUCACUACUUACAUACAUAUAGAGGCACCCACAUAAAUAAAAUCUACUAGACCCCCCUGGAUUUCUUGAAAAGAACAGAUGGUGAUGAGUUUCAAGGAGAUUGGUCCAGGAGAUGCUGCAGUUAAGAAGAGAACUUUUGUUGAGCUGUUGACAUGCCGCAUCUGCGACAACAUUUGCAAGGACCCUGUUAACAUCACUGAGUGUCUUCACAUAUUUUGCAACAGAUGCAUAACCAAGAAGAUACAAGAAGAAGAUCUCAACAGCUGCCCUGAGUGCAAAGUUUAUCUUGGUUGUGUGCCUUUAGAUAAAAUAAGGCCAGACCACAACUGGAAUUCCAUUAGAGAGGCGCUCUUUCCUUCUCUAGGAAAAGCAGAACAACAAGAUGAUGAACAAGAAUACAAGGAAAGUGAGCCCUCAAAUGGAGAAGCUGAGCAACCUAACUCAUUGCCUGGUAGAAGGAAACAGAAGUCUCUCUCUUCUCUGGAGAACAAAAUAAAUGUAUCUGCAGGAUCAGCUACCCGCAUUCAGAACCCACAGAAAUUAGUGGGUAGACGAAGAAAAUCCAUUGCCAGAAAGGCAUUUUCAUCUGCAGGAUCAGCUAUCCGCAUUCAGAACCCAAAAAAAUCAGCGGAAGCACACUCACAGAGCAAAAAGAUUUCCAUGGAUCUGAAAAACUGUAUUGAAGAUGAUAAGCAGAAUUCUUCUGCUGUGAAGUCCUCUGAGCAACAAAUUCCUCCAAUAGGCAGAGAGAAAACUCAAAGAAGUGACAAAAAAGUUGAGUUGGUGAAUAAUUUGUUGAAACCUCUAGAUGAUAUAGCAGAAGCAGGAAAAGUCAUGAAUAUUAAUAAGACGUUUUCAGAGGGAGAUUUGUCAAGUAAGGUUAUAGACAUAUCGGAUAGUGAAGGCAAGAGCUCCGAAAAGAACUUGAAAAGCUACAAUGCUGAGGGAGCAACUAAAUCUACUCCACCAUCACUUCCGACACUAAGACCAGUAAGGAAGAAUCGUGGUCGGCCCAAAAAGGCAGUCGAGCCUCAAGGAUUGGUUUCUGCACAAACCAUCGUUGAUGCUGUUGGCAGUCAUGCCAGAGGAGUAGCUCCAGUUUGGCUUUCCUUGGUUUCUUCUGUUAACCAGGAAGGAGUUGAACCGCUGCCACAGAUUCCUCCCGGCUAUUUGAUGAUAAAGAAUGGUACUCAGAGUAUUUCAUUUAUCAAUAAGUACCUUGUGCAGAAACUGGGACUUAACAGAGAAGAUGAGGUGGAGAUUAGCUUAUGGGGCAUGCGUCUUCCCCAUGACUUGAAGCUGCAUCAAUUAAUUGAUAUGUGGUCGCAAACAAUGUCAGAUUCAGUAAAAUUUCCAACAGUGGUGGGAGACUAUGCUGAAGAAUUUGUCAUGGUGCUUACUUAUGGUCCGAAACACCCGCAGCAGUAAUAAUCGAAGGCCUCUUGAAUCUUAGAGAAACUUUUAAAUUCCAUGUAGUCCUGCACUGGGUGGCUACAGUGACAAAAAAGUUCUUUCUUUCUUCUUUUUUUUAGCUAAAUGACAGCGAAGAACUGUUUAAACAUCUUCCCUUGAAGUUCCCUGUGUAGUAGCAGACUAGCACUACAAGUUUUAAAGAUUAACAUUUCCCAGUUGACAAUUUUUAUUCUAUUUCGUUUGGACAAUAAGUUGUAUUUGUACCAGAUUUUGCGCUGAUGGUUGGAAAUCUAUCUGUACCAGAUUUUGCGCUGAUGGUUGGAAAUCUAGCCAAAAACCUUCGCUAGAUUAUCUAGCGUUAAUAAAUGGUAUUUGGAGUAAUUUUUUCCAACUCUAUUAUUUUGGGCAUUACUUUGGAGUUAUUUUUCUCAACUCUGUUAUUUUGCGCAUUACUUGUGGGUUUUGUGACAUGCAGGGCCUUUUCUCCC